UUGUGAAUAUGGCCUAGGGGCCAUAUUAACACAAGAAUAUGAUGGGGAAAAAUAUGUAAUAGCUUACGCAAGUCGAACAUUAUCAACUGCCGAAAGAAAAUAUGGAGCGACAGAGCGUGAAGCAUUAGCCAUUGUAUGGGCAACAAAAUAUUUUCGUCCAUACCUCGAAGGUAAUAAAAUUUAUAUUAGAUCAGAUUGUAAAGCAUUAGAAUGGAUGCGUACGGCAAAAGAUGUAACAGGUCGAUUGGCCCGGUGGGCGAUGAAAUUAUCUGCUUAUCAAAUUGAAGAAAUCAAAUAUCGUCCGGGAAAAUUAAACGCUAACGCCGAUUCGUUAUCACGCAAUCCAUUACCAAAUGAUGAUAUUAAUCAACUCGAAGUGUCAACAAUCGAAACAGCUGUUAACUUAUGGCAAAAUACAAACAUUCUUGACGAUGUAAGAAAAGAACAAGAAGCUGACUCCAAAUUAAAACCAAUAAUAGAAUUAUUAAAAACAAAACCAUCAACAGAUUUUAAUGAUAAACGUAAUCCCCACAUUCUUAUAAAUGGAUUAUUGUACAAAAUUAAAAACGCCAAUAAACAUUACAAUCAACGUAUCGUGGGGGCAAAACAUCUGCUAAUUAUUCCAAGAGCAAUGCAAAAUAAAUUAUUGGAAUGGGCGCACAAUCAUCCAACAGCUGGACAUGGGGGCCAACAAAAAACAUUAUUUAGAUUAUCAACAAGAGUAUACUGGAAAUCAAUGAGAAAAGAUAUAUUUAAGUAUAUAGCUGCAUGUCAAGAAUGUCAACAAUUUAAAUACAAUAAUGCUCCAACAGCAAACCCAAUGCAAAUGCACUUAGUGAAUGAACCAUGGCACACGAUCGGCAUAGACAUUAUGGGUCCUUUACCGACAACGGCCAGACAAAAACGAUUUCUUCUCGUCGUGGUAGACUACUUCACCAGAUGGAUCGAACUAUUCCCACUGAAGUCAACUACAUCUACUGAUAUGGCCAAUAUUCUCAUGAACGAAGUAUUUUCAAGAUAUGGAUUGCCACAACACAUUGUAUCUGAUAAUGGCCCGCAAUUCGUCUCAAAUUUAUUUAAAAAUUUUUGUGAUACAUUAGGUAUUAAACAAAAUUUAACUGCAAAUUAUCACCCACAAAGCAACAUGACAGAACGUGUCAAUAGAACAUUAAAGCCGUUAAUUGCCAUAUAUGCUCAACAACAACACAAUUCAUGGGACGAUGAAAUUCAAACAUUAGCAUUUGCAAUACGUACCGCGGUGAACGAAACAACAGGUGAAACCCCAGCUUUUAUGAUGUUUGGUCGAGAUCUCAGAGGUCCACUUGAUCUAUUAGUUGGUGAAACAACAGAAGGACCUAGAUCAACAACAGUUGAUCACGGAUUAAUUCAAGAAUACAAGAGAAAGUUGAUCAACAAUUUACGAUGUGCAUAUAAUGUUAUUCAAGAACAUGCAGAAAUUGAAAAGAUAAAACAAAAAGAAAAAUAUGAUCAACAUACAACACAAAGAGAAUAUACUGAAGGUGAUCUCGUAUGGGUAGCCACUCUAACAGCACAAAUUGGAGACAAUUCAAUGGGUGGAAAAUUACAACCACAUUAUCAAGGUCCAUGCCGUCUAAUCCAGCAAUUAUCAUCAAAUACAUUCACGAAUAUGUUCGAAUAUAUGAUAGCAACAACAACAACACCAACACCAACGCCGAUACAAUCAACAACAUCAUUCUAUCAACAUGGAUUAUCAAUAGCUAUAGGUAUAGUAGGUGUAACAACUAUCACCUCAAUAGUUCUAUACCUGAAGCUACGAGGCAAAGUGAGCAAGGCAUCAACAACUAAGAUAAUUACGAUGCCACCAAUAUGAACGAUUGUCAAAAUAACUUCAACAACACCAACUACUGAGAAGAAAACGUCGAUCGCCGAGACUUGUAAAUAUAUAACCGAGCUAGGCUCGAAGAUAGUCAUGUAUGUAAAGUGUGAAUAAAUUGCAUGUAAAAAAAAAAAAAAAAAAGUUGUUAUUAAUAGUGUGCUGUCCCACUGAUUACUGGCGUUUUCACAUUGUCUAUCUCUUCUAUAUCUUUUUUUUGUUUUUUUUUGUGUGUUCUGGUGUUUAUCAUAUCCCUUUGAUGUUCUUCUUUUUCUCUUCUUCGGGUGUGUGUACGUAGACUUAAACAGCGCCACGAAGAAGACCUUCGUUAAACAAAUUGCGUCCUUAUGUAUCCCUCAAACAGACGCCCAGGAGUGCGUCUUGGCAAAAUGGGGGGGUGUGCCGAGAUAGGCACUUGUUCUAUCUUAGUGAACAACUGUGUGC
Molecule: messenger RNA, 2299 nt
Organism: Rotaria sp. Silwood1
Lineage: Eukaryota; Metazoa; Rotifera; Eurotatoria; Philodinida; Philodinidae
Source: the annotation of a GenBank genome assembly